UCUGUCCAGAGAAAUGUCUAAUGAGAGUUCGAUUUGGGGAAAUCAAGCAUCUAUCGAUGAAAGCCAGAGUACAAUAGAAAACCCACGAAACCCUCAAAGGGACAACCAGCUAAGUUUCUCCCCGUUAGUUGCAACAGCCUCGACCAGCACUGCUGCUUUCGUUCAGACUCAUUCUUUAGCAGAACGAAGUCCUCCGAAUACGAGUAUGUCUCGGAAUCUCGUGCCCAAUAGAGGCUCAACUUCAAACAGUCAAGGAAUCGAACCCAUGGAAGAAGCUCAGCAGCCCUCAUUUUACACAGCGCAUAGCUCCAAUCUAAGCAUCACGAGGCAAAUGAGUCAAGGUGUGAGCCAGCACUUGCAAAACCCAUUUAACCCGAACCCAAGUGUCAUUACAGACGGAGAGAUCAAUCAUUUUUUGAGGCUCUCACAAGACUUGGCCGCACUGUAUAUGAACCAGGAAUUGAGUGACGUCACUUUUGUCGUUGGAGGCGAGAGGUUUGUGAGUCACCGAGUGAUCCUCGCUAGUCGCAGUGAUUAUUUCCGAGUGCUCCUCUUCGGAUCUUUUAAGGAGUCGCAAAGCUGUGUGGACGAAUUUGUGAUUGAAGAUACAACUGCGUUGGCGUUUGGUGCAUUGCUUAAGUACAUCUACACGGGAAAGUUGGCAAUAAGUGAAUAUUCAGAGCCUGAAGUGUUGGAAAUUCUAGGAUUGGCACACAAGUAUAGGUUCGAACUACUGGAGGAGUCGAUUGCGAGUUAUUUAAAAAUCUCACUUACUGUUGAGAAUGUUUGCCUUAUAUAUGACGACUCAUUGCUGUAUGGAUUGAAUACUUUGACCGCCAUUUGCAAAGAGUUUUUGGACCGAAAUGCCAGCGAAGUCAUGCAAAAUCGAACAUUUCUGAACUUGUCUCUCAACGCAAUUUGCGAGUUGAUUGAUCGUGAUUCUUUCUACGCUCCGGAGCUCGAAAUCUUCCAGGCUGUUCUCCAGUGGCAGAAUCACAAUUUGGCAAACAUGGAAACUUCCAGUGCCGAAAACAGAGAAGCUCAGAUUGAGAGGUCGAAACAAGUCAUAAACAAAGUUAGACUAACUUUGAUUAGUCUAAAAGAUUUACUCGAUAUUGUUAGGCCAAGCGGCCUUUUCACAGCAGAAGAAAUCCUGGAUUCCAUCAAGAUGCAGUCGGAAACAAAGGACAUCAACCGAAAAUACCGGGGGUGCAUUUUGCCGAAUGAGAACGUAUCCAUGAAUGAGAAAGGGGCCAGUGUAGUUUCGGGAGAAAUCAAAGACAGGCUCUUUGAUGGUUUAGAGAGCGGACAAUACGAGAAUGACUUGGGACACAGUCGUUACUUGCAAGAAGACAAAGAUGGCAUUACUGUGAAACUUGGCAAACAUUACAUAAUAAAUACAAUCAAAAUUCACCUCGGAGACAAGGACCACAGAGCUUCGUCUUAUUACGUGGAGGUCUCGGUCGACAAAAACGAGUGGGUUCGAGUGUGCGACUACUCCAACUACUCUUGUCGUUCCUGGCAGCUGAUUCACUUCGCUCCUCGAGUCAUCAUGUACAUCCGAGUUGUCGGGGUGCCGUACAACAGUCUGAAUCGGUCGUUCCAAGUAAACAGCCUUCGUUGUUUGUUUUCAACUUCUGUUCUGGAUAUGAACUCAGACGGGUUUGUGUGUCCAGUGGAAAAUGUAGCAUCUACGAAGCAAUUUGCAUCAGUGGCUGAAGGUGUGAGUCGUUCCAGAAAUGCCCUGAUUAAUGGCGACACCCAGAACUACGAUUGGGACAUGGGUUACACGUGCCACCAGUUGGGCUCUGGCUCUAUCAUUAUUCAGCUCUGCCAGCCGUUCUGUAUUUCAUCGAUGAGGAUGCUGCUUUGGGAUUGUGAUGCAAGAGCGUACAGUUACUUCAUCGAAGUUUCUAAUGACCAGAAGCAUUGGACGAGAAUUUGUGACCGAACGAAGGAAGAUUGCCGAGGAUGGCAGUACGCGGCAUUCGAUCCCGUCGUGGCCACGUACAUAAAGCUAGUCGGCUCACGAAACACAGCGAAUGAGGUGUUUCACGUGGUUCAUUUCGAGACACCUGCGUGUACAUUUUCAAGUGAAGAGGAAAAACGAAGUCUGCUGGCCGGAGAGAAUGAUUUCCUGAAUGUCGUGGCAAAUCCAAAUUUGUAAACUAUAUCAAAAUAGAACUAUUCAAAACAACUAUAAAUGGUUAUUUUCAUGAUAAUGAGAGUCUUAUCUUGCAGAUAACAAAAUUUUCUCAAAAUUAAUAAGAUAUCAUGUUUGUUA
Symsagittifera roscoffensis is the source of this 2284-nucleotide messenger RNA. Its product is annotated as BTB/POZ domain-containing protein 9-like. Gene Ontology annotation, biological process: modulation of chemical synaptic transmission; circadian behavior; adult locomotory behavior. Gene Ontology annotation, molecular function: protein binding. The transcript has a single exon. Gene Ontology annotation, cellular component: cytoplasm. NCBI's taxonomy places the organism in Eukaryota, Metazoa, Xenacoelomorpha, Acoela, Convolutidae. Bases 14 to 2167 code for a protein of 717 amino acids. The record is from RefSeq and is a predicted model, not a curated record.